UAAAGUGUUUCUGGCCCUGACUCUUCUUUCGAACUCCCAAAUCACAGAACAAACUCUAAUGGACAUCAACCAUUUGGGUUGAUGGCACCUCAAACUCAAUGUAUCCAAGUCCAAAGUCAUGAUCUGCUCCCUUGAGCCUGUUUAUCCCCUAGACUUUCUCAUCUCAAUAAACACACUGCCAUCUACUCAAUUGCUUGAGCUAGAAACCCAUGAACCAUUAUUGCCUCCUCCUUUUUCCUGUGACAUCUGAUCAAUCACCAAGUCUUACUGUGUCCUCCCUUCUCCAUCCCUACUGCAACUCCCUCAGCCACGCCCACCAUUGUGUCUCAUGUGUCCCAAAACCCCUUACUGUUUUUCCUGCCUCCUGAGUUGGCCUAUCUAAUUGUUUCUCAACAGAGUUGCAGUCAAAAUGAUCUUUCUAAUAUGAAAACCAGCCAAAUCCCUUCUCUGACAAAAAUUGUUGUCUGACUCAUUAGAAGUCCCUGCUGUACACUUCCACUGCAUCUGGUGAGGCCCUUAAUCAAUAAAAGAAACAAACCUUCACCUGCCAUCUCCCAAGGACAAACCUUACAACUCAAGGCCCAAGUCAAGAGAGUCUGAAUGAAAUGUUGACUUUCUCCUCUAGUUUGACUUUCAUUACAACACUGAAGGAUUCAAACUGGACUCUCCUCAGAAGGGAACUUUGUGCUUGUGCCAGUUCAGCCUUUGUAAAAGCCUUGACUGGAUUUACUGCAAGUCCGUUUCUCUGCCCUACACAUACUGUGGAUUUCCUGUUUUAGCAUUUCAAUCACUUGGAAUGACCAAAGUCUCGAGUUCUGGAACUUCUAGAUUUCAUCUAAAAUGAAUGCUUAUUUUACAUUGAUGAGAAACAGUUUCUCUAUGAAAUUGUGAUAUCUUUAAGACUUUGACUUGGAAAAGGACCACAUGGGAGAAACAAAUCUUUGAGCAGUCCCAGGACCUCCCGAAAUAAUAGCCAAGACUGCUCCUGAGACCUCCUGCCAUGUACCCCAACCCUUUCAUCUAUUGCACCUGCUGGGACCCUUGGAACUUGGGACCACAGAAGAUAAUCAAGACCCCUCAGCCACCAACCAACCCCUCCACAGGGAAGCCCAAGCUAACUCCUCAUCCUCCAGCUGCAAAAAAACAAAAUUACACCCCACCAACAGCAAAACCUGUUGUUGCCCCAAAAAUGAAAAUCCACUCAGCAAAACAAGAGGAGAGCAAUAAAUCACCUUAUGAACUGAUAAAUGUGUCACCUGGCUACGGCCUCAUUCGAAACAAGGAGCAGACUUCCAUCACCUUGGGAGAUGAAAUGUUUGGUAAGAAAAAGGGAUCGCAACCGGAGACCAUGGACAGAGUCAAAAUUUCCAGGACUGAUAUCAUUACUGACCUACAAGAGCAGAUCUCAGAGUUGACAGUGAUCAUUGAGCAAAUGAACAGAGACCAUCAUUCUGCCCAGAAAUUGCUCUCCGAUGAAAUGGCUCUCUGCUGUGCUGAGAUGCAGCAGAACUUCGAAAACAAGAACAGGGAGCUCAAAGAGGCUCAUGCAGCAGAGCUCAGUCAGUUGGAGAACAACUACAAAGCAACACUGAGGGCAGAGAAGCUGGCUGCCCAAGCAAAACUAGAUGAGAUGGGAAAAGAAUAUAAGUACUUGAAGAAUAUGUUUCAUAUGUAUCAGGACAGCAUUUAUGAUGAAAUGGAAGAUAAGUGGUUGAAGAAGAAGGCAGAAUGGGAGAAGGAUGAGAAGUUGGAGUGGGAAAAGAUCUUCCUACAGCAAAAAUGUAAUAUGGCAAAAAAGUUUGAGUUAGAGUCAGAAGAAGAAAAGAAGAAAAUAAAUGACUCCUACAGUACUGUCUUUGAGAACUUCAGUCGAGAGAAAGAGGAGCUACUGAAACAACAUGAAAAGGACACCUUGCAAUUAGAGGAGCUGAGAAAGACCAAACAGGUCAUGGAGAAAGAGUUGAAUGCACAGUCUGUUGUCCUAGAAUCACUUAACACAACCCUCUACCAAACCCAGAUGGAACUCCAGAGAGAGAAAGCUACAGUGGGAAAUCUGGAGAAAACACUCCAAACCAAGCUUGCCGAGACUGAAGAAAAGUUUAAAUCCACCAUACAGCUUCUGACAAAAGAAAAUAUUCAUCUAAGGCAAAAAAUAAUUGUCAAGAAUGAAGACAUUUAUGAAGAACGAUCUGGGAGGUCUCUCGCUAUGUAUGGGAAUGAUUCUGAUACUUUAGAAGAUGAUAACAGUGAAAAAUAAGAAUUAUGAGCAGAAAAGUUGUUCUCCAAUAUGAAAGAUGGUAGGAACACAUCUCUAUAGUCUUAAACAAUUCCUGUGAGGGUUUCUUGAGAAAUGUAUUUUAUAAGUUUAGUUCAUGGAUUGCUUUGGUUCUACUUUUGUCUUUUCACAAUUUUCUUUCUUCUAAGUGGUUGAGAAUGUUUGAAUUUUCAUCACAGUUUUAUCAAUUUUCAAGACUCUUCAUUGAAAAGUGAUGUUCCCUAUACCCGGACCUAAACUUUCUCUGGGUAUUGUAUUAUUUUCUCUUCUACAUUUACACAUUUCAUUAUGAAAACACUGAUCUGAAGAACUUGUUCCUAUUAAAUGUUGACUAUA
Messenger RNA from Suricata suricatta (meerkat), 2611 nucleotides. It is a transcript of the gene FLACC1, whose product is annotated as flagellum associated containing coiled-coil domains 1. Bases 1001 to 2257 code for a protein of 418 amino acids. NCBI's taxonomy places the organism in Eukaryota, Metazoa, Chordata, Mammalia, Carnivora, Herpestidae. The record is from RefSeq and is a predicted model, not a curated record. The transcript has 16 exons. Gene Ontology annotation, cellular component: cytoplasm; sperm fibrous sheath; outer dense fiber.